Messenger RNA from Aphis gossypii (cotton aphid), 1128 nucleotides. RefSeq lists its product as uncharacterized. NCBI's taxonomy places the organism in Eukaryota, Metazoa, Arthropoda, Insecta, Hemiptera, Aphididae. The record is from RefSeq and is a predicted model, not a curated record. The transcript is spliced from 4 exons. Bases 182 to 871 code for a protein of 229 amino acids.
CGUAUGGAUGGCAAAAAAGAAUUAAAAGGAAGUGCUAAGAAGAAAACUACUAGUUUAGAUGCAGUUUUAUCAAAUAUGGCUAGACAUCAGAAAUUAGACAAUAUGCUUGAUGAAAAAUUUGAUUCAUUAUAAAAUAUAAUUUUUUAAGAUUUUAGAAGCUGAUAUAUAUUAAACUAGACAUAUGGGUAUUCAAAGAUUUUCUAUACCAAUGGACAAAAAUAGAAUAAAAAGCCGCCUGGGUUGCUCUGUAUGUAAAAAAAAAAUCAAUAAUGAUACUUCGAUUAAAAAUUCAUCAUCAAAACCCUGGAUUGAUAAAAGAAAUUUAGAAAAUAAUGUUUUUGACAAAAAAUGUAUUAAUUGCGAUUAUAAUGAAUUAACACCAACUAUUAAAUUAAAGACUAAAAUUAAUGAAUGUUACUGUAAUCAUAUGGAACAAUUAAAAAAUGAAUCAUUUCCAAAAUUAAUAUGUUCAAAGCGUUUUAAGACUCCACAUUUGACUGAUGUUAAUGAAACGUGGUUGAAUGAAAUUAUUGAGUUCAGACGUCAAAAUUGGUUUGAUUGUCAUGCUGAUUCAUUUAUUGAUAGAUUUUGUGUUCAAAAUAUUAUUCCUCUGAAUAGUUUUAACAAAUGCAAACUAAAUAAUUGUUGUCAUCAAAAUAAUUCAUUAUCAAUAACUUCUACUGAUGGUAAUGAAUUAAGAAAUGAAAAUCCAAUUAUACACAUGAAAAAUACAACUUCAGUUAAAAAACAUCUAAAUGUACAAAAAAAAACUAUUGUUUCUAAAUUUACUGGUAAACAAUUAAAUAAAAAUGCAGUUUAUAAACCUUGGAUACCACCAUCACCAUCAUCAUCAGUUUAUUAUAAAUAUUAAUUUCUUAAUUAAAAUUUAAAAUGAGUAUUGUGGUCUACUUAUUAUAUUUUUAAAUUUUUUUUGUUGGUAAAUUGAAAACUAAUUAUUGUAAAGUACUUAAGUACCUAUAUGCAUAUAUUAUACAACACUUUAAAUAUUGUUGUAAAUUAAUUUUACUUAUUUUUGUAUUUACAUAAAAAAAGAUUGUGCUGCAACAAAUAUUUUUGCACAUUGCACAAUAAUAAUAGGUUUGUUUAUGUAUACAGGGUGAUUUUUUU